CCCGCAGCCAGCGAGGAGUCGCUGAGCCGGGCGCAGCCGCCGCCGCCCUCAGAGCGGGACCCGAGUCCGGAGGCGGCGAUGGAAGGAGUCAGCAGCCACCGGACCCUGUCCUACAGCCGCUGGAGCUACGACAGGGAAAGGACAGCAUGUGGCUGAGGAAGACAGUGCUGAUCUGGUUGUGACAGGGAAGUAAAAUUCUGAAGUAGACCUGGAUGCCUGCUGACCAGCCUUCUGCAAAGGGAGGCACUCCCUGGCCCAUGGGAUCUCAGCAUUCAAAGCAGCACAGGAAAGCUGGGCCCCUGAAACGAGGCCACCGAAGAGAUCGGAGCUCAAGCAGGAGGAAGUACUGGAAGGAAGGAAGGGAGAUCGCUGGGCUGGGGGAAUCAAGCACCAAUGCGAAGCUGAAGAGAGUCCUGGAGACAGGGGGCGGUGAGACCGAAUCUGCCCAGGCCACAGCCGUGGCCGGGGUAUGGCCCUGGGCCUGGGGAGGGUCGCUGUUUGAGCGGAGGAUGCAGCUUUAUAAAAUGACUCCUGUCUUAGAUGAUGAGGGCAGCAACCUGAGGCAACAGAAGCUUGACCGGCAGCGGGCCCUGCUGGAGCAGAAGCAGAAGAAAAAACGCCAGGAGUCCCUGAUGGUGCAGGCCAAUCCCGAAGGGCGGCCCCGGAGCCGGCGGGCCCGGCAGUCAGAGGAGCAGGCCCCUCUGGUGGAGUCCUACCUCAGCAGCAGUGGCAGCACCAGCUACCAAGUUCAAGAGGCCGACUCACUCGCCAGUGUGCAGCUGGGAGCUGCCCGCCCAACAACACCAACCUCAGCCAAGAGAACCAAGGCAGCAGCUUCAGCAGGGGGCCAGGGUGGGGCCUCUAGGAAGGAGAAGAAGGGAAGGCACAAAGGCACCGGCGGGCCAGCAGCACCGGCAGAAGACAAGUCUGAGGCCCAAGGCCCAGUGCAGAUCCUGACUGUGGGCCAGUCGGACCACGACACAGGAGAGACAGCAGCCAGUGGGGGCGCACGGCCCAGCGGGCAGGACCUCCGUGCCACGAUGCAGAGGAAGGGAAUCUCCAGCAGCAUGAGCUUUGACGAGGAAGAGGAGGAUGAGGAUGAGAACAGCUCUAGCUCCUCCCAGCUAAACAGCAACACCCGCCCCAGCUCCGCCACUAGCAGGAAGUCCAUCAGGGAGGCAGCCUCAGCGCCCAGCCCAACAGCCCCAGAGCCGAAGGUGGGUGUUGAGGUCCAGGACCUUGAGGAAUUUGCACUCCGGCCGGCCCCCCAGGGCAUUACCAUCAAAUGCCGAAUCACCCGGGACAAGAAGGGGAUGGACCGGGGCAUGUACCCCACCUACUUCCUGCACCUGGACCGUGAGGACGGGAAGAAGGUGUUCCUCCUGGCCGGAAGGAAGAGAAAGAAGAGUAAAACGUCCAAUUACCUCAUCUCUGUGGACCCAACGGACCUGUCUCGAGGAGCAGACAGUUACAUCGGGAAACUGCGGUCCAAUCUGAUGGGCACCAAGUUCACCGUUUAUGACAAUGGAGUCAACCCUCAGAAGGCGUCAUCCUCUACUUUGGAAAGUGGGACCUUGCGCCAGGAGCUGGCAGCUGUGUGCUAUGAGACAAACGUCUUAGGCUUCAAGGGGCCUCGGAAGAUGAGUGUGAUUGUCCCUGGCAUGAACAUGGUUCAUGAGAGAGUCUCUAUCCGUCCCCGAAACGAACAUGAGACACUGCUAGCCCGAUGGCAGAAUAAGAACACAGAGAGUAUCAUCGAGCUGCAAAACAAGACCCCCGUCUGGAAUGACGACACACAGUCCUACGUACUCAACUUCCACGGGCGCGUCACACAGGCCUCUGUGAAGAACUUCCAGAUCAUCCAUGGCAAUGACCCGGACUACAUCGUCAUGCAGUUUGGCCGGGUAGCGGAGGAUGUGUUCACCAUGGAUUACAACUACCCGCUGUGUGCACUGCAGGCCUUUGCCAUUGCACUGUCCAGCUUCGACAGCAAGCUGGCCUGCGAAUAGAGGCCCCUCACACCCACUGGGGUUGGCCAGCCUGGAGUGGAGCUUGCCUGCCUGCCUGCCUGCCUGCGGAGACAGCCCUGCCUACCUUCUGUUCAUAGGCCUUCAGCGGGCUCCCUGGCCUAGCCAGCCAGGAAGUGACUCCUCUGCCUCUGAUGCUGAGGCAAGGGACUAGUGGGCAGGUGCAAAGGGACAAGAAUAAUUCCUUCUGUGCCCCAAGAUCAACACCCCCGCCCCACUCUUGGAUUAGUACCCUGCCGCAGUCAUGUUUGCCAAGCUGGGUGACCUCCUCACCUGGGAAGGCCCGAUGGGGUAUAGAGGGAGAGGACGCACAAGCAGGGCUGCCAUAGCCCAGCCAUUCACUCAUCCCAGGAGUCAGAAGACAAUGGAUGCCCCAACGGGUUGGGCACAGUGAUACAGUGAGAGUAGAGAGAAUAUGAAUGUAUAUGAAUAUGAAUAUAUGAAUACAGGGCACACCAACUUUAUGUAGCAAAGGGCUUGGUGGCCUAGCCUGACCCUUCAAACUGGAGAAAGCCCUGCAACUUCAGAAGGCCUCCCUCAGGCCUGAGGGAACUGGGGGGCGGGGCGGGGGGGAACAACAGAUGAGUGGCAGGACUUUGCUGGGAUUGCAGGGGCCUGGCUAACUGUGGCUGAGAGUUUAGCUGACUUGUUUCUCCAAGUGUGCUGUGUCUCAGGGGUGCUGGGAACCUAGCUCUCAUGGCCAAAUGUCUUAGGAUGAGGCCUGCAGGAGGUGCACCAGACUCCCCGGAGCAGGGCUGUCCUAGAGCCUUGCCUACUGGCCCAGGAGCUCUCCGCUCAGAAGCCCAGCACAACCCCUGGUAACAAAUGAGAUCGAGGUCACUAGCCCUUCCUGGCAGUGUACCAUUUGUGAGCCAUGGCAUGCUCAAGGAAGUCUCCUUUUGGGAGAGACCCAGCCUUGCGUGCUCUUUUAGCUCCCACUGCUGUCAGUCAAAGCAUGGUUGGAGAGGGCUACUUUCUGUGGUGGUUCUUUGGAGGGCAUGGAACAGGGUGAGGACAGCAUAGAAUAUUUUAGAGCUACAAGAGAUCAGAGGUGGUAGAACCCUUAGGGAUCAACUUGUCAAUUUCAGGGAAUAGGACUUGCCUUGGGUUACCCAGUUUAUGGCAGAGUUCAGAACCUCAAGUUCCCUUGAUUUUUUUGCUCCCCUAUCCCCCUAAGAAAGUAGUAUCUCCUGCUCUCUGGCCUUCUGGGCCCAUUUUGCAUGCAAUUUACCCUGACUUCAGAGACUUAAAAAUAUCACAGUUGAUGUAGAAGAUUGAAACAAUUUCAGUAGGGAAUUGGGCAGUUCCAUGCUGGAAGUAGUGUGUCUUUUUGUACAUCAGUCUGAUCAGGCUUGGCCUGUGCCUGGCCCCUCCAUGAGGGCUGCACACGGGAGCAGACCUCAGCAAGGCCGCAGCACAUUUCUGUCUAGGUGACAGGCAGCCCAACUGUUUCAGGGAUGGCCUGAUCGCUCCCUCCACUGCCACUGCUCCUUCUACUUGGAUGGCACCAUCCGCCUUGCAGGUGUGGGAACUCAAAGCUCUUGCUCGUCUGUCAUUUACCCUGUUAGAAGCUGUUAGAGGCUCCUUAGCCAGGUGGAGGUCAGAAAUCUAUGGGAAUUAAAUAGCGGUUGGACUUUGCUUUAGAUAGUAAGCUUGAAAAGGCUAAGUAGAAAUUUUUUAAAAACUGAAACUCAUACUUUAAACACGUUAGUGAGGCCCUAUAGGUGAACAAGGUGUUUUGACUUAAGUGAAAGCAGUAUGCUCUCAUUUCUUUGUAGUCUAGAUUUUCCUAUGUUGGGUGCUUAAAGCAAGACACAUCUGCUCUAGCAAGAUCUGCCCUGAGCCAUACAUCUCUGAGACAGGCCCCUCCAGUAAGCCAGCCUUUGUUAACGUGGUCUAGGACUUUCUAUGCCGGGAAUGGCUGGUGUUUUUCUUGAUGAAAGACUGUGGUGCCAUCCUCCUUGCUGUAGUCCUUUGGCCCUUCCUUCCCUGACUCUAAGAAGAGGAGACCUGCUGACAUGAGAGAUGAUGGAAACAUGAUCUCUAAAGUCUGGUCAGCUGUUUCCUGGGUCUGUGAUUUUAAGGUAGAACAAGCUGAGUCUGGAUUCUAGUGAGAGAAGUUCCUAGUGGCAGAGUAGAAAAAUCAGAAGCACAAUGGAAAACCUCUUGGGCUCUGCAAGAGGGGGAUGACUGGCUGUUAUGACAGGGUCAGAAAACGGGCUGAGCUGUCUAGCCUGGGUUCGGAGAAGGGUACCCUCAGCACAAAACCCUCUUUUGGACAUUGAGUGACAAGCAAGACCAGUUGAAUCACCUGCUUGCGACCAGGUCACAAGGUCAGCUCUUUAGACUCCACUCCUGGUGAUGCUGCUGCUUUUCCUUGACCACUGCCUUUCUGGCCACAGGUCUAUGGACUCACAAAGCUGCCAGGGCCCGGAAACCACCUGGGUUCAGCCUCUUCUACAGUAAGAGUUUUUGCUCUUCACAUCUCCUCCCCAGAUAGUCCUUGAUUGUGCAGUAAAUUAAUGAUGGGACAAUCUUUAAGGAUGCUGGGCAGCUGGGACCUUAGGCAGCUCCCCUGCAACUGCUCCUGGCUCUAUGCCCCCAAACUGUAUACACUCUGCCCCCAAGUUCCCCUGCAGAGUGAAGUUUGCAUCCCUAACUCCUUUCCAAGUCUAGCUUUUCUUUCCUGCUAGCUCCAAGGUGCUCUGUGUCCGUGUGUGUGUAUGUGUGUGUCCAUGUGUUUCUGGGGAAAAGGGCAACCUGCAAAUGAUCAAUUGAGGUUUCUUAUGACCCUAUUUCUGAGGAUGAGUAAGAAAGGAAUAAGGAGGUAGUUAUGAUCACCUGUGGAUUUGGUCCCUUCCUUUCCGGCUCUGUGAACAGGAGGAUACUUGGACAGUUAGCAGCUCUUUCUCCCAAGGUUCUGAGUGAGGGGAAACCAUCUAAGAAACAUGUUCUUUCAGGUCCCACUUGGCAUCACCUGAAGAAACUGGUGUGUCAUACGCAUACCUUUAGAUGAAUCUGAAUAUAUUCUAGUGAUGGUGCCUUAAAAAUCACAACACUAGUUCAGGGGAGGCCUAUAAAGCCCAGACCCAUGGCGAGGACAUGUGUUGGGAGCCAGGGAAUAUGUUAAAGACAGGAUAGGGAAAAACUCUUAGAGCCCACCUUCUUCAGUGACAAGUAGAGUUUUAAGAUGUAUAAGCAGUUUUUCUUUCUGGAAAUAGGACAUUUGCCUCUAAAUAAACUGACCAUUUAUUUAGAAGUAGUCCUAAACUUAACUAGCAAUAGAGGUGACUGCAGAGGAAAAGAUACAUGCUUUGCUCAGCUGGGGCCCACAGUGGGGAAAUACUGGGAUAGUCACGGCCACGGCUCUGUUGUGCAAGCACAAACCUUAUUUCUUAGAUGGAUGUCCUAGUGUUCCUUACUAAGGUAAUCCUGGAAUCUCCUUUUCCAUAACUCCCUGGCCCAACAGCAACAUUCUUAUGAGACCUCAGGAUUACAGGUGGCCAUCAGAGCUGAACAAAUGUGUUUCCUUGUGGUGCCUAGUCCUGUAACUUGCGCCAGACUGCUCUGCACCCUGGCUUGUAAGCCUGUUGCAGUCCCCAGGAACAGGCCAAGGAAUAGCCUCUUGUUUAAACAUAUGGUCCCCUGUCCUUUGUACCUCCAGUUUGCAGUUUUCUGUCAUCUGAAGAUAUGCGGGAGAGGGGCAGAAUCAUUGGGACAAACUUUGUUUUUUGCAUUUUCCAACCAGGUGGAGAGGCAAGUUGUCUUACAGAAAGUACUGCACUUAGUAGCUAUGUGAUUUUGACCACAUCUAGGUCUGUUUUAACUGCAAAAUGGCGAUGUUGGACUGUCAAAGCUUGCUGUAGGAAUCAGGGUGAAUGAAAGUUAAUUCUUGCUUUCAUCACUACAUUUUCAAGCUCAUCACUGUGCCUUCUUUCUUAGGAGACACUCCACCCCUCUCCUCUGUUCUCCUGUGCCUCCCUCCCCCUGUCAAGGUCCAGGCAGAGCUGGAAAUGAGGCUGAGGUCUAGAGUUUCCUACAGAACAAUUCAGAAUGGCUUAGAAGGGGGAGCCCAACUCUGGCCUCUUCAUUCCUGCAUUUGGGUGACAGAGGGGACUUGGUCAGGAUGGGUAAC
This is a messenger RNA of Heterocephalus glaber (naked mole-rat), 6162 nucleotides long. It is a transcript of the gene Tub, whose product is annotated as TUB bipartite transcription factor. The record is from RefSeq and is a predicted model, not a curated record. Gene Ontology annotation, biological process: protein localization to cilium. Lineage: Eukaryota; Metazoa; Chordata; Mammalia; Rodentia; Bathyergidae. Gene Ontology annotation, cellular component: cilium.